UACGUGUUCGCGGCAGCAGUUGGACUGCAGCGAGCUGCUGGGCGCACUCCUUCAACUAGCGCAGUAUGUCUGGUCGCGGCAAGACGGGAGGCAAGGCCCGUGCUAAAGCCAAGUCACGCUCGUCGCGCGCAGGCCUUCAAUUCCCUGUGGGCCGUGUUCAUCGGUUGCUGCGAAAGGGCCAUUACGCCGAGAGGGUGGGCGCCGGCGCCCCUGUGUAUCUGGCAGCGGUGCUCGAGUACCUCACCGCAGAGAUCCUGGAGCUGGCGGGCAAUGCGGCCCGCGACAACAAGAAGACGCGCAUCAUCCCCCGUCACCUGCAGUUGGCCAUCCGCAACGACGAGGAGCUCAACAAGCUACUGGGUGGCGUAACGAUUGCCCAAGGAGGCGUCCUACCUAACAUCCAGGCUGUGCUGUUGCCCAAGAAAACCAGUGCUACCGUAGGACCGAAAGCGCCGGCGGGAGGCAAGAAGGCCACCCAGGCCUCUCAGGAGUACUGAGCGGCGCCUGCGCUGCCCCACCCCCCCGGAGCCCGACUCAGUCUGUGCUACCACAAAGGCCCUUUUAAGGGCCACCACAGCCCUCACGGAAAGAGCUGAGCCACGGCGGCCGGCUGCAGUCCCCUGCCACCACCAGCCGCCCCCCCCCCCCCCCCCCCCCCGGCCCCGCGCAGGUUCGCGGGUCCCGCUCCCUUUUUCCGCCGCAGAGCAACCGUUGAACGCUGCUCGGCAGUAGUCCUCUCCAAAGCUGUGACUCAGCCAUCCUGCCUUUUGAGUGGCUGAUGGGCUGCGGCACCUUUUGGAAGGCCAGGCCUGCUGCUCUGGUAGGCUGAGGUGAGCGGCGACCCGGAAGGUGAGUCGCCAGCAGAACUCCCUCAGAUUCUUCUUCAGCUCGGUGCUUAGGUCGCGACCUCCGACAUGGCUGAUGACUUCCAGGCUUUGGUGGAGGACACUUUGAUCCUUAAAUUUGUUCGGGCGUCCCCUUUGCCGCCUCCGUCUUAAUUGUAUACCUGAGUGGUGCGGCCAAGACAGAUACUGGAAUGUGCCCGCCUUUCCCCAGAGGUGGGCGCCGCCUGGGGUGAGGACUGGGGAGGUGGGCGGCGACUGUGUGAACUGCAGGGCUUGUGCGCACACCUGCAGCUGACUGGCAGCGAGGCCUCCCCCCUCCAGGCGCACCGCUCAGCACCUAGAAGUAUACCAGCACAAUCCGGUGACCCCAUCUGGACCCAGUCUCCGUGGGCUUCUGAAGUGGCAUUUAGCAUCUAACCCAUUCAAGAGUAGUACCAUAAGUAUUGGGGAGUUUCAGAUGGACUAAUUUUGUUUAUUAAAGGAUUUUUUAAAAUG
Molecule: messenger RNA, 1340 nt
Organism: Artibeus jamaicensis (Jamaican fruit-eating bat)
Lineage: Eukaryota; Metazoa; Chordata; Mammalia; Chiroptera; Phyllostomidae
Product: histone H2AX
Exons: 1
Coding region: 66-497 (143 amino acids)
Biological process (GO): DNA damage response
Cellular component (GO): nucleosome
Molecular function (GO): protein heterodimerization activity; structural constituent of chromatin; DNA binding
Source: RefSeq, a predicted model, not a curated record